UAUUAUUGUCCCACCUCUAAAUCAUGUGUUCCUCGUCUUUUAAAACAGGAUUGUACCCAUCUGCAGCGUCAAAUAACAACGGCAAACAUACCUGACUUCAGGUGUAUUUUGUUGAAGUGAAUUUACUCUAACCCUGGGCGUUUUGUGUGCUUAUUUGGGAGAUUCGGAGGUUUCUGUUUUCUGCCGGAAUCGGAUCGUGUGCGCUCCUUCUGUUUCCGUGUCUGGGAGGAGAACAGCGGUGUGAUUUCAGAGGAGACUGUAAUCUUUCAAAAUGCAGGACCCCAACGAAGACACAGAGUGGAAUGAUAUCCUGAGGAAGAAAGGCAUUCUUCCUCCCAAAGAGAUACCUAAAGAUGAUGAGGAGGAGGAGCUGGCCCUCCAGCAGCAGUCUGUCGUUAAAACAUAUGAGAGCAUGACGCUGGAAGAACUGGACGAGAAUGAAGAUGAGUUUGGUGAGGAAGAUGAGGCUGCCAUUGAGAUGUACAGGCAGAAGCGUCUUGCAGAGUGGAAGGCGACUCAGAUGAAGAAUGUGUUCAAGGAGGUGGGGGAAAUCUCAGGGCAAGACUACAUCAAGGAGGUCAACAAGGCUGGAGAGGGCAUCUGGGUGGUGCUGCACCUCUACAAACAGGGCAUCCCCCUGUGUACCCUCAUCAACCAGCACCUCAGCACCUUGGCCAGGAAGUUCCCCCAGACCAAGUUCCUCAAGUCCAUCUCCACCACCUGCAUCCCCAACUACCCCGACCGCAACCUGCCCACCAUCUUCGUCUAUUUUGAGGGGGAGAUGAAGGCCCAGUUCAUCGGUCCCCUGGUCUUCGGGGGCAUGAACCUCAAAGUUGAAGAGCUGGAGUGGAGGUUAUCAGAGACUGGGGCGGUGAAGACAGACCUGGAGGAAAACCCCAAGAAGCAAAUCGAAGACAAGCUAAUGUCGUCGAUCAGAUGUUCGCUCCCCACGCGAAAGGACAGUGACUCUGAGGACGAGGACUAUUAGAAAAAAAAUACCCGUCACUCCGAACCAGAAUGGCCACGUGGCUGCUACGUGGGAAACACGUAGGACCUUGAAACGUUUGAUGAUGCUUUGUGCAAGGAAGGCAUCUCCUUUAUAAGCAAGUAGGUUUCAUAUCUCACACAUGUAGGUGGCGUUCUUAUGCAGGGCUCGAUCCUGGUCAAGGGGACCUUUGACAGGACACUUGGCUGGAGAGAAUCAAACCUACAACCUACAUCUCUGUGGGAAAGUGUAUAAAACAUAACGGUCACCCCUUCGUGAUUUGAAUUCCAUCCAACUCCGUCACCUGAAUUUUUACAAAAGCUUCAAAGGCAAAUUUUAACUUUUUUAUUAUGUUUCAUGAUAAUUUUGUCACAAAAUAUACAUGUACAUUUCAACCUGUUAAAUUAAAUGUGAGUCCACCUCUUUGCCACAAUAA
Molecule: messenger RNA, 1421 nt
Organism: Xiphias gladius (swordfish)
Lineage: Eukaryota; Metazoa; Chordata; Actinopteri; Istiophoriformes; Xiphiidae
Gene: pdcl3
Product: phosducin-like 3
Exons: 6
Coding region: 272-988 (238 amino acids)
Biological process (GO): protein folding; angiogenesis; positive regulation of gene expression
Cellular component (GO): cytoplasm
Source: RefSeq, a predicted model, not a curated record